AUGUUCUCCUCGCUCUUCGAGCAUCUCCACACCCUCGUGCUCGACGAGGCCGAUCGGCUGCUGAGCCUGGGGUUCCUCGACGAAAUCAAGGAGAUCAUCUCUUACUUGCCCGCGAUGCGCCGGUCCAUGCUUUUCUCCGCGACGAUGUCGGACAGCGUCAUGGACGUUGCAGUUAGAUGCUGCCGCGGCAACUACAAGUACGUCGACUGCGUGGACGAGGCCGAGGCGGCCACCGCGACCGCCGUGGCGCAGUCCUACGUGUCGGUGCCCGGGCACCAGUGCCUGCCGGUGCUGUACAACCUGCUCAUGAACGAGAUGGUGAGUGACCCGUUUGGCUACAAGGUCAUAGUUUUCUUCGCCACCGCGCGGCUCACCAUGUUCAUGGCCAGGUUCUUCCGCCAGCAGCUGCACAUCCCGGUGCAGGAGAUCCACAGGCGCCGGGACGCAGCGGCCCGGCAGGCGGCGCAGGGCUGGUUCCGGGCCGGCCAGAGCGGCAUCCUGUUCUCCUCGGACGUGUCCGCGCGCGGCAUGGACUACCCGAACGUCUCCCUGGUCGUUCAGCUCGGGGCCCCGCCGACGAGGGACAUGUACAUCCGGGGCCGCGAGAUCCGUACACGUCCACCGCCGCCGGCCAGGCCCAUCCGGGGCCCAGGUAGCCGUGUGUAUGGUUCCAUGGCCAAGCCAGGGGGCGCACACACCGCUGCUGCUGCCAAGGAUGGGCCUGGCCGACAGGCGGUGGAUCUGUCGAGAUUUCCUCGCCCUAACGUCGGGCGGCCGGAAGCAGAGCCGCGGGCCCCACAGGUGCGGGGAGCGUCGGAGGAGGGCGAAUUUGAGGCAGCGGCAGUUGGCCUUCGGGGGCCCUCUCGUCGCCACUCGGAACAGAGCGUCACGGAAGCUUCUGGUCGUCCCCAUGGCUCCAAGCAGCACGCCCCAUCGCGCGCAGAGCUGACAUGA
Molecule: messenger RNA, 954 nt
Organism: Prorocentrum cordatum
Lineage: Eukaryota; Dinophyceae; Prorocentrales; Prorocentraceae
Source: the annotation of a GenBank genome assembly